AAAUGUGACUGAAUUUGUUCCUGCCUGUCAUUGCGUUCCGGCCAGCGGAGUGGACACACCACCACGCUGCUAUGUCUAGAAGGAAGCAGGCGAAGCCACGAUCCCUCAAACGAGACGAGGAGUGGGAGGAGGACGGGAACGAGCAGAAUGUCCUGGAGGUAACCGAGCAGGAUAAUAAUGGAACAACGGGAAUUAAGCAGGACGACGAGGAGGAGGAAGAGGAGGAGGAGCUGCAGCGAGCGUUCAGCCGUCACUCCGAGGAAUACCUUCAAGAUGGCAGGCCAUCGUCUGUUCAAGGGCCGGACCUCGAGAACCAGAACAGCCUCGACAGCGAGGCACUUGGUACCGGAAGCUCGUCCUGGCACAGCGAGGAUGGCGGAGCGAACUCGCGACGCGGAGGAGAGACACCGUCGUCUUGCGCGACGCCGACGUCGGCCAGUUUCCCGUCGGAACCGGAGGUCGACGCCGACGUCGGUGUGAACGUCGACGGGAACAACGGAACCGCGCCUUAUCCAUGCCAAUUCUGCGAUCGCACCUUUCCACGAUUGAGUUAUCUGAAGAAACACGAACAGAGUCACGGCGAUCAGAUGCCCUACCGGUGCAGCUGGUGCGCGAGACUAUUCAAGCACAAGCGCAGCAGAGAUCGACACGUGAAGCUCCACACGGGAGAUCGAAGAUACCGGUGCACGCACUGCGAGGCUGCUUUCUCAAGGAGCGAUCACCUGAAGAUCCACAUGAAGACUCACGACACCCAGAAACCGUACCAGUGCACGGCCUGCUCGAGGGGAUACAACACAGCGGCUGCGUUAACGUCGCACAUGCAGUCCCACAAGAAACACCAUCAGUCCCACGGACCGACGAAGCACCAGGACAUGGACCACGGCAGACGAAGCGUGUCCUCUCAUAGCACGUCGUCACCGCCAGUCCCGAGUUCCCCGUCGCCGUCCUUGAAUCUAGUACUGAAUCCAAAAGCCGGACUGAAAAGUUGUCACGGCAGCGCGUCCAGUACGCCGAUUCUUCUGACCUCGCCUUUGAAACUGGCUUGCAUGUACUGCACAAGAGACUCGUUCAGUUGUAUGCAACAACUGCAGAUGCACGUGCACACGAUGCACCAGGCGAUUCUGAGCGGCGAAACGAUGGCGAUACCUCCGUCGCCCAGCAGGAGCGGCGAUCAGCUCGUCUAUCAGCGGGACAAAGCUUCGUUGGAUCGAUCCGAAGGAUCGUCGAAGGAUCACGAGAGGAAGUACCAAGAGGAAUCGGAACGAUCGACGGAGAAGGAUCGCUACGAGCCUGCGUUCACCUGUAACCAAUGCACCAUGAAGUUCUCCGGAUUGGGCUCGCUACGGGACCACCUGGUCUCGAUCCAUCGAACCGACGGUUUCGAGUCUGCGCUGAUGAUGUGCCCGCUCUGCGGAAUUCCGUGCGCUUCCGCGGCCGCGUACGCGGAGCACUAUGUCCUACAACAUUGCGAGAAUCGUCGAAUAGGUCCCGUGGACGGUACCGAGUACGGAGACCCGAAGAUCAACGGGAGUUACGGCGGGGACCGAAAGAUCUCGAGGAGCCAGAAGACCCGAGAAUCGAUCUCCGAGCCGGCCGAUCUCACCAGCAAACAUUCCAGACCCACCGAAAGCAGCUACACCGCGGGAACUCUGCUCUGCGGCCAGUGCGGCGCCGCUCUGAAGGAUUUCGAAUCGUUCAGGGAGCAUCUAGCCAGGCAUCUCCAAGCGAAUCACAGGCAAGACGUUGUCAGGCAUCCGUGUCCGAAGUGCGACGCCACGUUCCAGGAUCGAGAAGACAUGCUGGUGCAUCUGACCAAGCAUUAUCUCGGUCAGAUCAGCAAAGAGUACGCCUGCGGGGCCUGCAAGAAGCUCUACCCUCAUCCAGAUCUCCUCCAGAGGCAUCUACUCGACAGCCACGCCCAUCAUUUGUACAGGUGCGCGUUAUGCAGGGACACGUUCGACUCGAGGGUCGCGAUACAGGUUCAUUUCGCCGUGAAACACAGCCAGGAGUGCAGGAUCUAUCGGUGCAACGCGUGUACCGUUCCCAACAACGAGAACUCGCCGGGAAACGCGCCGGCCGGCGAGGGCAGAAGUUUCUUCAGAAGCGAAUCCGAAAUGGCGAACCAUGUCAGAAACGUCCACGCGCCUCCCACAGUGUCGAACAGCAGCCCCGUGGCCAGAAGUCCAGCGUCCACGCCCGGUGUUACUGGAAACACACCGCCGAGAUGCGUUUUCUGCGGGAUCUGCUGUAAUUCCGAACUGGAACUGCAACUUCAUCUGGCUAGCCAUUCGACAAGCUUGUACAGGUGUCCGAUUUGCAGGGAGGGCUUCGCUGUUGAAUUCUUGCUCGACAGACACAUGGCCCAGGCGCAUCAUUCCAACGAUCAUCGGAGUGUUAGAAGCGCUUCCAGGGAAAACGGACGGAUCGGGAGACCCCCUAGGACUCUAGAGGAGCCAAAGUCUCAGAAAAGAGGUCGUUCUCCAGCCUCCAGCAACAACAACUCCCUAAAUCAACGGGACAACAACAAUAAACGACCGAACUACACCAGUACAGGAGGGCAACAGCAAUGCGAGCUGUGCGAGACAGGCGAAUUCGCGAACGAAGCGGAACUCCAGGCCCACAAGAAGCUCGCUCAUACUCCAGCGAAGCUUCAGAACAAAUCCUUGUCGAACCUGAGCAUGAGCUGCGCGUAUUGCGGCGAGGUGUGUCGCUCGAGAACCGAAUUGGAGUCCCACACGAGGAUUCAGCACGCGUCGAACGAGCCUGGUGGACGUCACAAGUGCAACAUCUGCGACGAGGUGUGUCCAUCCGGUGCAACACUGGCCGAGCACAAGCUGCAGAAGCAUUGCAAGAUCCAGUUGAGCGACACGUGUGUCGUCUGUCGCGGAAACUUGUCGUCCGAGGGCCAGUUCCUCGAGCACGUCCAAAGACACAGUCUCGAGACGGUGGAUCCCCAACAAAGACUGGACGGUUCUCUGCCUCAUCUGCCCGCGGCCUGUGUCGUCUGCAGGCAGACGUUGAUCAGCGACUUGGAGUGUCGUCUCCACGCCAGGCAUCAUCUAAGAGCUUCCACGGGCGCCCAGAACGCAGGUUCUAGUCCCAGUCCUAAUCAAAAGAGUCAGAGUCCCGGUUGCUGUCUCUGUCUCAGAGAUUAUUCGGCCGAUGACUUUGUCAGUCUACCACCGAGCCACGUCAGUAGCGGAGGACAAUCCCUCAGGGUUUGCAAGUCUUGUUACGUUCGUCAUUCGCAAGGUCUGCCUAUCCUGAACUCGCCGUACGAGCAUGCGAGAGGGAAAAGCGACAGGGGAUGGGUCUCUGGUGGUAAAGAGUCCCAGUGGACCGGGCCCAGAUGGGACUCCGAGAGAGUGUUCAAAGCAGAGGAUAGGACAGACGAAGCGAGCGAUAACAAGAGGUGUCAGGAUUGUGGGGUGAAGUUCGAGGACCCUGAAGAGAUGGAGAAACACAGGCUCGCGGAACACGAGAAGGUCGGAGCUGGAUCGAAUACGUACACCUGUAUACAGUGUCAGAUGUCCUUCCCGUCGGAAGCAAAGAUACAGCAGCACGUGAGAAAGGAACACCUAGAGGCCACGGGGAAGUCCUCUGUCGAUGCAUUGCGAUGCCACCUGUGUCUUUACGAAGCCAGCAGUCCCCUGCAAUUGCAGAGCCAUUUGAUAGAGCACACGUUCGCCGGGUGUGCUGCUCUCAGCUGUUACAUAUGCCAGUCCCUUUUCACCGCGCCUAUUGGUCUUCAGAAUCACAUGCUGCAAGAACACGGCCUAGGCGCCCGUCCCUAUGACUGCUCCAAGUGCACUCUCAAGUUCUUCUUCAGAGCCGAGCUGGACCACCACGUGCUGACGUUCCACCGACCUGGUGAGAUCUCGCCGCCUCACGAGGGUGUUCCGAAUGUAACAGAAACGAAAGCAACGGAUUCUGAAAAGCAAAACUGCGAAGGCGUUGGGGUCACGGUGAAAGAGGAAAUGUUACCAGACGUAUGCGAAGAGGAGGAGGAAAUCAAUGUCGACGAACAGAUGGAACACGACGAGACAGACAAGGAUGUUGAAGCGAAACAACAAUUGAAAACCGAAAUCGACGUGGACGAAACUGUCCUUCCCGAGAAGACGGAAUCGUGACUCCCUUGAAGAGAGGGUAUCCGGAAUUAUUACUUCGGGAAGCUUGAU
Messenger RNA from Dufourea novaeangliae, 4178 nucleotides. RefSeq names its product zinc finger protein 423 homolog (gene L). The transcript has 11 exons. Gene Ontology annotation, molecular function: DNA-binding transcription factor activity, RNA polymerase II-specific; RNA polymerase II transcription regulatory region sequence-specific DNA binding. Gene Ontology annotation, biological process: regulation of transcription by RNA polymerase II. Gene Ontology annotation, cellular component: nucleus. Bases 72 to 4130 code for a protein of 1352 amino acids. NCBI's taxonomy places the organism in Eukaryota, Metazoa, Arthropoda, Insecta, Hymenoptera, Halictidae. The record is from RefSeq and is a predicted model, not a curated record.